Molecule: messenger RNA, 2980 nt
Organism: Dermochelys coriacea (leatherback sea turtle)
Lineage: Eukaryota; Metazoa; Chordata; Testudines; Dermochelyidae
Gene: CLCF1
Product: cardiotrophin like cytokine factor 1
Exons: 3
Coding region: 821-1519 (232 amino acids)
Source: RefSeq, a predicted model, not a curated record
CCUUGCCUGCUGCGUCCCAUCUCCCCUCCCCACCCAGCGCGCCCUCCACCCACAACUCUUUGGGAAACACUCUUUAAUUUUCCGCAAUCUCUUUCCAAAAUGCCACUAACAAAAGCUUUGCAACAUCCAAAGAUCCGGGGUGUGUGUGAAAGGGGUGGCAUUGCCCCCUAUCCUCUAAGAUAUAUUUUUAAAAUGUCUCUUUUUUUUCCCUCCUCCUCUUGCUUUCAGAGAAGCACGUCGCCCUUUAGUUCCAUAGUUCCCUACCUUUGCCCAAAGCUGAAGAGCCAAGGGGGGGAGGAGGGGAAAGAGAGAAAAAUGAAUGGAGCCUGGUCUUGUGUACAAUUGCAUCAAAUACAUUCUUGAAAGCAACCUGGUUCUGCUUAACACUUGAAUUUAAAAAAAAAAAAAAAAAAAAAAGCAAGCAGCUUGGAGAGAGGGUGUAUGCAAUUUUUUUUAUUCUUGCAUUCCUGGACACCAAUCAAAAGAGCAAAUCAAGGGAGGUGGAAAGGGGGAGAGAGCGAGAGAGCAUGUUUAAAACUUUGCGCACACACACACACACCAAAAAAAAAAAUAUCCGAGACAGCUUUUUCCACCUAACACCCAAGCAAACACAAACCAAAACAAAUAGGGAAGAAGAAAAAGAGAGAGAGAGAGAGAGAGAGAGAGAGAGACAGGGCAGAACGAUCAGGGAGAAAGGGAGGCUUCGCCAUUCGCUUGGGGCUUUGGGUUUAGAGUAAUAACUAACCAAAAAGUUUCAUUUCUGUUGAACAAAUUCUGCAGCCUUCCUUCCCCCACCCCAACCCCACAAUCUGAGUCUACUAUGCUAUAUGUUGCUGGGGAGAUUUCAGGAGAUUCUUGGGGGAUCUUUGCCUUCCUGUGCGCCGCACUCUGGAACCUGCCCGCGGUCCCCGCCCUGAACAGCACAGACGAGGUGGGCGCCGGCCAGUCCAUCCAGAAGACCUACGACCUCACCAGGUAUCUGGAACACCAGCUGCGCACGCUCGCCGGCACCUAUCUGAAUUACCUUGGCCCCCCCUUCAAUGAGCCAGACUUCAACCCUCCCCGGAUGACCAGGGCCGAGAUGGUGCCUAGUGCCACUGUAGACUUUGAGUUGUGGCGCAGCCUGAAUGACAAUGCCCGGCUGGCAGCCAAUUACCGGGCCUACACGCACCUGCUGUGCUACCUGCGCGGCAUGGAUGGGCAGGUGGCCAAGGCCGAGCUGCGCAAGAACCUGGGCCACUUCUGCACCAGCCUGCAGGGCCUGGUGGUGAGCAUUGCCAGCGUCAUGUCCUCGCUGGGCUACCCACUGCCCAGCCCGCUGGGCAGCGCCGACCCCACCUGGGCCCAGGGGCCAGGUGCCACUAGCCCCCACAACGACUUCCUCAAGAAGAUGGAUGACUUCUGGCUGCUCAAGGAGCUGCAGACUUGGCUGUGGCGCUCCGCCAAGGACUUCAACCGCCUCAAGAAGAAGGUGCCGCCCGCCGCCCUCGUGCUGCGCCUCGAGGCGCGGGGUUUCUGACCCUUGCCCCCCACACACCAUCACCAUGCUGUGCCUCGAGGUGCGGGGCAUCUGCCCCCUCCCACUCCACUCCCACUCCAGUCAUCAUGCUGUGCCUCAAGAUAAGGGGCUGCUGACUUUCACCUCCCCUCAGAUCUUCCAAACCCAGGCCCCACUGUGCCUCCCACCCCUUACCCCUCUCCCUCCCUUCCAUGGUUCCCAGCCUCCUUCCCAUCUGUGAUGCCAUGCCGCACGGCCUCAUCCUCCCCCCCCCUUUUCCUUAUUCUCCAGCAAGGGACCUAUUUGCUUUCCAAAACAGGGAAAUAACCCUCCUUCCCCCAGUACAGCCCAGAGCAGCAAUAAGCCCCACCCCCAGAUGUGGACAGCAAUAAACCCCCUCCCCUUUCACCCAGAGCAACAAUAAACCCCACCCCCAUGUGCUCCGGGCAGCGGUCAGCACUGUCCAUUUACCAUGGGCAGCCCUAAGCCUUGUCUGGCUUUGUCUCUCGCUGCGUCAUACUCUGUACCUCUGGUUUGAUCCAAUUCUUCCUCCGCAUCCCCCUCCCCUGCUGCAAUCCCCCACCCCUUCUCUCAUGCACAGAGACCUGGACUCAUCCAGCCUUUCCUCAGGUUCAGAGCCCCUGACACUGGCCUGCAGCCUGGCCUCCAUGUCUCCUUGGGUGCUUCCAGCUCUGCGCUCCAUGCAUCACUUCCCUCAUGGCUGGGGGCAGGAGCUGAGAUGGGCAAUGCCACCAGCGCCAGCCCUUCGGUCACGCCUGCAAAUGGGGCAAUCUCACCCCAUGACACCGCAGCAUCGUGGGGCAAGAGGGACUAGAAAUAGGAAGGAUCAGGGUGUGAAACAGGAAAGUCUGGGGAUCUAAAACAGGAAGGGGGAGGGGGAAUGAAACAGAAAAAAUUGAGGUCCAAAACUGGAAGGGGCAGAUGUUGAACCAGGAAAGGUUGGGGUCCAAACCAGGAAGGGGCGGGAUUUGGAAGAGGAAAGGUUGGGGUCCAAAAUAGGGGCAGGGUUUGAAAGCAGACCUCUGGAGCUUCUCCAAUUGCAAUGCUGAUGCAUCUUUUGGCCCCACCUCCUGACAAAACACCCAUGAGGACCAGGAAAGCAGGGGAGCUAAACCAAGAAGGGGUGGGGCAAUAUCCCUUUGCCCUCUCAUGCCAUGACACAUGCAGCAUUUCCUUAAAGUUUACAUUGUCGCAGACGUAGCAUUUGGGCAGUUGUGGGGGCUCUUUACCUGACGUAGGCCCUGCUGCCCACCCCCCUGCCCAUGCUCCAGGUGUGGGAUCAGGGUUAAGGGCCUGUGACCCUGCCCUUCUUCCCCCCACACACACACAUUCCCCCACCGGGUUGUGUUUUUCUUGGUUUGUCUAUAUUAAUAUUUAUUUAUUUGGAAAUAUUAUUUAUUAGAUGGUAUUUAUUGCAGAAUUUUUAUUCUUGUAUUAACAAAUAAAAGGCUUCCUCCAUGA